Molecule: messenger RNA, 741 nt
Organism: Closterium sp. Naga37s-1
Lineage: Eukaryota; Viridiplantae; Streptophyta; Zygnematophyceae; Desmidiales; Closteriaceae
Source: the annotation of a GenBank genome assembly
AUGUCCAACGUAUACCCUCGACAGAUCCGCAUUUCCCGCUACGCCCUCGCUUCGUUUCGGCAUCUACACAUUCCUAGCAAGGAGAGGGAGAAGAAGGGGGACGGGGUAGGAUCUGCACGUGCGUGUGCAGCUGUGCGCGACUGCGCACGUGGGGCAGCAGCGCGCAGGGCAGAGGCGCGCGGGGCAGCAACGCGCAGGGCAGCGUGGCAGAGGCGCACGGAGUGCCGGGCAGGAGGCGCACGAGGCGCCGGGCAGGAGGCGCACGAGGCGCCGGGCAGGAGGCGCACGAGGCGCCGGGCAGGAGGCGCACGAGGCACCGGGCAGGAGGCGCACGAGGCGCCGGGCAGGAGGCGCAUGAGGCGCCGGGCAGGAGGCGCACGAGGCGCCGAGCAGAGGCGGACAGCAAGCGGCCGCCCUUGGCGGGGCGCGGCAGAAAUGCGGAUGGGGAGCGGGCUGGAGUGGGCGGGGAUGCUGGCGGCCGGCCCUGAUCUGGCGUUGGGCGCUGGCGUCCGUGCUGGCGCAGGGCGCUGUCGUCCGCACUGGCGCAGGGCGCGGGCGUCCGCGCUGGCGGUCGGCACUGGCGUCCGCGCUGGCGCUGGCGCGGGCGUCCGUGCUGACGCAGGGCGCUGGCGUCCGCACUGGCGCUCGGCGCUCGCGUCCGCGCUGUCGCUCGGCGCUGGCGAGCUCGCCACGGGCAGAGCGCGACGGGCGGGCGUAGGGACGGGCACGGGUAGAAUCUAA